UUCACAGGGAAAAUCAAACUCGGAAUCAAUGGAUUUGGAAGAAUUGGAAGAUUGGUCACAAGAGUGGCUUUGCAAAGAGACGAUAUUGAUCUUGUUUGCAUUAACGACCCCUACAUCACGGCCGACUACAUUGUCUACAUGUUCAAGCACGACACUAUUCACGGUGCAUGGAAGAAUUGUGAGGUGAAACUUAAGAAUGCAAACCACGUAACAAGGAAUAAAAAGAAUGAAAAGAUUGUAACUUUUAGCCGAGAAGACGAAAUCCCUUGGUCCGGCCCAGGAGCCGAAUAUAUCGUGGAUGCCUCUGGUACUGCCACUGAAAUCGAAUUUGCUCAGGGCCAUUUGAAGGGCGGAGCAAAGAAGGUUAUUGUCACUUGCCCGUGUGAUAGUGCUUCUGCGUUUGUUGUGGGUGUCAAUGAGAAGGAAUACAAGCCGGAGCUUAAUGUUAUUUCCGGUGCUAGUUGCACCACCAACUGCCUUGCCCCCCUUGCAAAGGUCAUUCAUGAUAAAUUUGGAAUCAUCGAGGGUCUGAUGAGCACUGUUCACUCAGUUACUGCUAGCCAAAGAGGUGUUGAUGGAACAUGUCCUAAUGAUUGGAGACCUGGAAAAGCUACACCAACUAUCAAAGAUUGGAGAAUUGGAAGAGCUGCUUAUAUCAACAUCAUUCCUACUACUACCGGAGCUGCUAAGGCUGUUGGUAAAGCUCUACCUGACCUGGAUGGUAAAUUGACCAGAAUGUCAUUCCGUGUUCCUAGUCUUGAUGUUUCGGUGGUAGACCUAACAGUGAGGCUAGAAAAGCCGGCUACGUAUGAGGAAAUAAAAGCUGCCAUCAAGGAAGAGUCUGAGGGAAACUUGAAGGGAAUCUUGGGUUACACUGAAGAUGAUGUGGUCUCUACCGACUUUGAGCAUGACAGCAGGUCAAGUAUUUUUGAUGCAAAGGCCGGAAUUGCUUUGAAUGAUAACUUCCACAAGUUGGUCGCAUGGUACGACAACGAGUGGGGAUACAGCACUCGCAUCGUUGACUUGAUGACCUAUAUUGCGUCAUUUGAUUCAGCAUAAGGAAGCAAUAAAAGUAGUAUUGAAUCAAUGUCGAUAGUAUAUGUGUAGAUUUCGUUCAUGGUUAACAGAUGCAGCAACGGAAAUUUUUUUUUAUUCUAACAUA
Messenger RNA from Rosa chinensis, 1162 nucleotides. RefSeq names its product glyceraldehyde-3-phosphate dehydrogenase, cytosolic. The annotation marks the transcript as partial. The transcript has 11 exons. Lineage: Eukaryota; Viridiplantae; Streptophyta; Magnoliopsida; Rosales; Rosaceae. The record is from RefSeq and is a predicted model, not a curated record. Gene Ontology annotation, molecular function: NAD binding; oxidoreductase activity, acting on the aldehyde or oxo group of donors, NAD or NADP as acceptor.